Molecule: messenger RNA, 1634 nt
Organism: Ceratotherium simum simum (southern white rhinoceros)
Lineage: Eukaryota; Metazoa; Chordata; Mammalia; Perissodactyla; Rhinocerotidae
Source: RefSeq, a predicted model, not a curated record
AUGAAUGAGACCCGGUCUCUGACCUCAGGGAGCUCAAAGCCUGGUGGAAAAAAGACAAAUAAGCCAAAUAAAAUUCAGCCUGGUUCUGUGCUUUGUUCAAGGCAAGCACAUAGUCGAGGUGACAAAAGUCGAUCGGGACUGCUUGCCUUAGAUGGCUAUACGACUGAUGACAUUGAGUUUUACUGGAAUGGAGGAGAGGGAGCAGUAACCGGAGUUAAUAAAAUUGAGCUUCCUCAGUUUUCAAUUGUUGACUACAAGAUGGUGUCCAAGAAGGUGGAGUUUACAACAGGGGCAUAUCCACGACUGUCACUAAGUUUUCGUCUAAAGAGAAACAUUGGUUACUUCAUUUUGCAAACCUACAUGCCUUCCACACUGAUUACAAUUCUGUCCUGGGUGUCUUUUUGGAUCAACUAUGAUGCAUCUGCAGCCAGAGUUGCACUAGGAAUCACCACGGUGCUGACAAUGACAACCAUCAGCACUCACCUCAGGGAAACCCUGCCAAAGAUCCCUUAUGUCAAAGCGAUUGAUAUUUACCUGAUGGGCUGCUUUGUGUUUGUGUUCCUGGCUCUGCUGGAAUAUGCCUUUGUCAAUUACAUCUUCUUUGGAAAAGGCCCUCAGAAAAAGGGAGCUAGCAAACAAGACCAGAGCGCCAAUGAGAAGAACAAGCUGGAGAUGAAUAAAGUCCAGGUCGACGCCCACGGCAACAUUCUCCUCAGCACCCUGGAAAUCAGGAACGAGACGAGCGGCUCGGAAGUGCUGACGGGCCUGAGCGACCCCAAGGCCACCAUGUACUCGUACGACAGCGCCAGCAUCCAGUACCGCAAGCCGCUGAGCAGCCGCGAGGCGUACGGGCGCGCGCUGGACCGGCACGGCGCGCACAGCAAGGGGCGCAUCCGCAGGCGCGCCUCGCAGCUCAAAGUCAAAAUCCCCGACUUGACUGACGUGAAUUCCAUAGACAAGUGGUCCCGAAUGUUUUUCCCUAUCACCUUUUCUCUUUUUAACGUCGUUUAUUGGCUUUACUAUGUACACUAAGGUCUGUCCUCAUGGUUCGUAAACGACUCCUUUCCUCUUCUCUUGAUUUUUAACCCCACAGGUCCCCAGCAGCGAUCCUGCUGUGUUUUUUGAGGUAAGCGAUUCAGCCAUCCAAUUGGUUUUAGGUCUUGCAUAUCAGUUUUAUUACUGCACCAUGUUUACUUCAAAAAACAAAACAAAAAAAGAAAAACACUAUUUUUUUUCCAGUCUACUGUGGUCCAGGUUAUCAGCUCUUUCAGAGCUUUAUUAAUUGCCAUGUUUACAAACACACACACACACACACACACACACACACACACACACACAAAGAGAAGUUAGAUAGGUAGAUCUUUAGCGGUCCCUCCUAGUCGCCCGGGGUUUUACUGAUUUAUUUUUCACAUGAGAAUGAAAAGAGGACCUAGCUCUCUGUGUGCACUGCUUCCCGGUAACCUGUAACAAUCUCAUGCUGCCAACAAACAACACAAUUUCCAGGAUCUCAGAAGAAAAAACAAAGCCAUUGACAAGUUACAGAUUUCCAGGAAGAAGGGAAAACAAAAAGGAGUCUAGAAAAAGGAAGACUCCCCUCCACCCUCAAGUUCCCCCCAGCUCCCUUGUAGAAGGGU